Molecule: messenger RNA, 627 nt
Organism: Ramularia collo-cygni
Lineage: Eukaryota; Fungi; Ascomycota; Dothideomycetes; Mycosphaerellales; Mycosphaerellaceae
Product: related to DUF775 domain protein
Exons: 1
Coding region: 1-627 (208 amino acids)
Biological process (GO): protein import into nucleus
Cellular component (GO): nucleus; cytosol
Molecular function (GO): nuclear import signal receptor activity
Source: RefSeq, a predicted model, not a curated record
AUGUUUGGCCUCAUUAUAUCAGGACGUCCCGUGUACGCGGCACCGCAAGCCAUAACCGAAGCCCAAUACGCGUUCAGGAUACCGCCAGCACCAGCAUUCAGUCACAUUGUAGUCUUCAUGCUACCUGGAACCCAACUACCUCCUGGAACCGCCGCAACAGUAUUUAUACAGAUUCCGCCCUCACAAGAAUUCAAGCUGCUUGGUGGCAUUGGACCCGGAAAGGAAAGCGCCAUUUUCAAGGUCAGCGGACUGAAAGCCGGUGGAGUGAGCGGCGAUGUCAUGAUCGACGAUGCUUCGGCUAAUGUCAACGGAGCUGUGACCGGCGACAUUGUGGUUGGAAUUUCGAUCGAGCCCGAGGCGCAAGUUGCAUCACAACUUGCCACGCUACAAUCUGGAGGGCAGACAUCUCACGAACAGCAGACUUCCAAUGCCAUGGUCAGGCUUACUUCCUCUCCGGCCGGCRAAGCUACGACGAAAGUGCUGGCCCAGAGGAUCAUCGGAAAUGCGUUCAACUUUCUGGCAUCUUUUGGAAGCGAUACUGUUCCGUUGAAAGCCUUCCAAGACUGGUGGACGAAGUUCGAGAAGAAAGUGGAGCUGGAUCCGUCGUUUCUGGAGAGGGAGRAAUAG